Diabrotica virgifera virgifera (western corn rootworm) is the source of this 6064-nucleotide messenger RNA. RefSeq names its product YTH domain-containing protein 1 (gene Ythdc1). Gene Ontology annotation, cellular component: nucleoplasm. Gene Ontology annotation, molecular function: N6-methyladenosine-containing RNA reader activity; mRNA binding. NCBI's taxonomy places the organism in Eukaryota, Metazoa, Arthropoda, Insecta, Coleoptera, Chrysomelidae. The record is from RefSeq and is a predicted model, not a curated record. The transcript has a single exon. Gene Ontology annotation, biological process: mRNA splicing, via spliceosome; regulation of alternative mRNA splicing, via spliceosome. The coding region runs from base 219 to 1523 and encodes 434 amino acids.
ACAUUUGACAUUCAUAAGAAAGCUUGCGGCUUGAUUUUUGCUAAAAACUAGUAAAAACACACAAAAGUGCAACAAACUUAAAAUAGUAGUGAAGGUGCUGUAUUUUAUUUUGAAAAUAAACGAAAAUCAAAGAAAAAUAAUAUCCUGGUUAAGCGAAACUUGCAAAAUGUUUCUAGGAUAAGUUUCAAAAGUGUGUGGACAUCCAUGUUUUGGUGAUAAUGAAUACUGAAAAUCUAAAUCUUAGUCUAGAUAUGGGUGACGAUAUGAAAUUAGAUGAAGUAAACUACGAGAGUGAUGUAUCCUCGUCCAGUUCUGAACUUUCAACUGGCCCAAGCAUCAGUUCUUCUAGCACUAAUUCUUCUGGUGCACUGCAGCGAUCACGGCACAAGAGAGACCGAUCCAGAAGUGCAUCACCAGCGUCAAAGAGACCACGUUCCAAAGAUAAACUGAAAUCUUACGACUAUAUAACGAAGUUAAAUUACUUAUUUCGUGAUGCCCGUUUUUUUGUUAUCAAAUCUAAUAAUUCUGAAAAUAUCAUCCUUUCAAAAGCCAAAGGUGUGUGGUCAACUCUUCCUCAAAACGAAUCAAACCUUAAUCAGGCAUAUAAAGAAUCGAGAAAUGUUCUUCUAAUCUUUUCUGUUAAAGAAAGUGGAAAAUUCGCAGGUUUUGCACGUCUACAUGGUGAAUCAAGACAUGAUGGGUCUCCGAUUUCUUGGGUACUUCCACCUGGCUUAUCAGCCAAAGCAUUGGGAGGGGUCUUUAAGGUAGACUGGAUUUGUCGCAAAGAGUUAUCAUUUUUAAACACCAUGCAUUUAUAUAAUCCAUGGAAUGAUGGAAAACCUGUAAAAAUUGGAAGAGAUGGACAAGAAAUUGAACCCCGUGUUGCUGAGGAAUUAUGCCGUUUAUUUCCUGAAGAUGAAGGAAUCGACUUAUUACCAAUAUUAAGAUUAGCUAAAGAGGCUGGUAAAAAAAGUACCUUACGUAGUAGAGACGGACACAGACACCCAAAAGCCAGAAUGCCAAUAGCAGCCAGACCUUCUUCCUUUAACUAUAGAGGAAGAGGCUCAUCGUUUUCCAGGAGAAAAUACUUUUUAUCUAGAGGACUGACAACAAAUAAUUAUAGACGCUCAGCAUCGCCAAGGCCAAGAGAUAGGUAUUCUAUGUUUUACGAAAGGGAUACAUCUCGCCCAUACACAGCAGCAGCAGCUGAAGCCUAUGUUGCUGAUUACAUGAGAACUAUGCAGCAUCAAUUACCUCCUUUGCCCUAUGUAGCAUCUUCACUUUACCCACAGUAUGAUAAUUUACCUCCACCCAGAUACUAUGAAGGACUUCCUGUACCAGAUUAUCCAGCAUCUUCUAGAUUAGCCUCAUAUUCUGAUAAAAGGUCGUAUGAUAGAUCUGUUGAUGAGUUCAUUUGGAGAACAAGUCAAACAGAACGAUCUAGAGUUAGGGAUAGAGAACGUGAUAGAGGAAGGGACAGAGAGAGGAGCAGAAGCCAUCAUAGGUAUAGGGAUAGAAGGUGAAUACCAUAGUACCAAAUAGAGUUGUAAUCAUGUUUAUUUUUUACAAUUUUGGAUUUAUAGAGAACCGUAACUUCAAAAUGAAAAGUUUCAUUAUAUUUUCAUGCAUAAAAUAUCCAUAUUUAAAUUUUAUACAUUAUAAAAGGGCUUAAUGCAUGUUUAAAAGGUCUUUUCCUAAUAUAAUGACAGGUAUCUACAGCUUUAGAUACGGUCAUAUGUUGUUAAAUCAAUUUAUAUUUAACAAUAUGCAAAUGUAAUAAAUUCCAAUAUUUUGUUUAUUUUUCAUUUGAACCUUAUUAUUUGCACAUUCCAUACCAGUGUAUUUUUUUGUAGUUUUAUGAUUAAUAUUCAUAUUUACUCUUGUUGUGAACAAAACAAUUAAUUUAAUCUUUAUUAUUACAUUUAUUGGACUUUCAGGUAAAGAAUGUUUGUUUACAGAGAUUGUAAUCAAUAUUUAUUAUGUAGUAUAUAAGUUGUGUUCGCAGAUACCUGUGGGUGACAAUUUGUCCACGACAACGCAUGCCCACUUUAAAAUAAUAUAAAUAAUACCGUUAAUAGGGUAUUAUUAACGGUAACAUUAAUACAAGGUAUAUUUACGUAGUAUAAUUUAAUAAUUGGACCGCGUUAUGUAAUAGCGGAUUAAGCGCCAAAAUGUAGUUUUGAGAUAAAUCGGUUUAAAGAUUUUAAAUUUGUUUUUGGUACUAUUUCUAAAAUAUAGUACUGACAUGUUUCAUAUUUAAUAUAUUAAUGCAAAUGUAAAUAGACUUUUACAUGUGUUUAAAAUUUUUUAAAAAUAAUUUAUAUUUUAAAAGUUAUUCGAUCAAAUGUCGCUUAAUUCGUUAAUGAUUUUUUAAGAUAUGCAUGAGUUAAGAUCCGAAUACCGGAUUAAGAGACAUAUUUGGCGCUUAAUCUGAUGUUACCUUACAAAGGAUGUCUUUUAAUUCGAUAUCUUUAACGUUAGUAAAUAUGUUAUGUUUUGUAAUAAAGAAUUAACCGACUAUUCGUGGCGCUUGAUUCGUUAUUACACUUACAAAGAUGCGGAUUUUUGUUUAUGACAAUGGAUUAUGUACCAUUAUUGGCGUUUAGUUCGAUAUUACAAAUCGUAGUGUGAGAUUUUUUUUAAGAAAAUAAAAAAUGUUGCUUAAUACAGGCAUUUAAAAACAGCUUUUUUUUUAAAUUUUUUUACAAAAAACAUAUUUUUAUACAUAGAUCUACACCCUAGCUGCAAGAUGGCACUAUUAUCCCGAUUUUGGACUUUUGGCGGUUAAUCCGUUAUUACAUAACGCGGUCCAGUUAGUUGUUAAUAUUAAUUAAAAGUAAAUAUACCUUGUAUAUUUAUCUAUUAACGUUAUUACUUAUAUUAGGUGAGGUUAGGAGUUGUCAGCAACAAGUUGUCCAGGGUGUCCGCGAACGCACUUAUUAAUCUCUCUUGUGAGUCACCAGAGUGAAGGGUUUAUUAAUUUCUGUAUAAACCCAUUGUUUUCUCUUUCCGUCUUUCUUUUUAUUAAUCACUUAUUUAUCCAUUGUUGAGAACGUUAAUCUAUUAACGUUAUUACUUAUAUUAGGUGAGGUUAGGAGUUGUCAGCAACAAGUUGUCCAGGGUGUCCGCGAACGCACUUAUUAAUCUCUCUUGUGAGUCACCAGAGUGAAGGGUUUAUUAAUUUCUGUAUAAACCCAUUGUUUUCUCUUUCCGUCUUUCUUUUUAUUAAUCACUUAUUUAUCCAUUGUUGAGAAUAUAUUUUUCACCUACAGUUGUUAUUUAUUAAUUGUUUUGUUCUCUUCAUAUGUCUACGCAUUAAGUACAGGUGUCAGAUUUGUCUACACUCGGUUCCAAAUGUUAGAAUCAGUAUGGUUAUAUCGCUGGUAUCUAUGAUUAAUGUGAUUCCUAAUACAUUUCCAGUAAAAAUAAUAACUCUGAUAAGUGUUGGCCAUACAAUUUUUUUUAUGAGUGUCCGAGAAGAUUAUAACUUCCAAAAUAUUUAUAACGAAAAGAUUUAGUUCAUAAUAGAUGCUGACGAAAACAAUUUAUUUCCCUUUCUGUUUCUGCCGACGAAAACAAUUAGUUCUGAGAACUUUUUAGUAAUUAUAAUUUUCGUGGACCCACAAACAGAAAUGAUGUUUUUUGCUGAUACUCCUCAAAAAAUAAAUUUCUUUGCUAACACUUUAUUAGGGACUAUAAUUCAUAUAAUCAAAAAUAAUAUUUUUCGCGGCGUUCAUUGAAAGUUCUACUCUUAAAGGCAUUUGUCGAAGUUAUACUUUUCGUAGGUGGCAGCGAUAUAUUGCAAGCGGGUUUGCCAUCCUCUGAAUUAUCAUAAAUAAAUCCCACUUUAGCAUUCCACAGCAGUUUACAGCGAUAAUCCUCUACAAGUACCUGCCUAAUACUACCUUUCACAGCCACUGUCAUGAAGAGCGGCAAUGUUGUCAAAAUAAUUCUCAUUUAGGUAUUUGUACAUUGCAUCGCAUGUUUGAGAUACACUGUAGGCCAGUUUUGAAUUUGUGGUUUGUACCAGAAACAUCUUGUUUUCAUGAAUAAUAUGGAGUUUUGUAUAUUACUAUUAUUAUAUAGAGUGAUGAUUCAAGGUAGAGGUCGCUCAAGAUUCAGUGAGCUCUUUUAAUCCAUUUAAUGCAGUUGAUUAGUCUGAAUAUAUCCUUUAACUUUAGGCUAUUUAGAUUUUAUUAUGUUUUUUAGAUUCUAUUAUGUUUUUUGCUGUUGUCUACUAUCUUGCUGCACUCUCUCCAGUCCUGAAUCUUCUUUUCUCUUCAGUUUCCAAUUUUCGUCUUUGUAAUGUCUUCUAGUAGUUAGUCUUUCCAUUUUAUUUUUAGUCUUUCUCUUGGUUUGUUUAUUACUGGUUUCCAGUUUGUUAUCCUCCUUAUUAGUGCGUUUCUUUCUCUUCUUUGUAUGUUUCCAAACAUCUGUCUUUGUGCUUUAAUAACUUUUACUAUAUCUUCUCCUUCAGUUGUAUUUAUUAUUUCAUGGUUCAUCUGUCUUCUUUAUUCUCCUUGUUCUGUCUUUAUUGGCCAUGUAUUUUUCUCAUAAUUUUUCUUUCAAUUAUUCUUAGCUUUCUUCAUCUUUUUCCAUAAGGCACAUUAUUUCCACUUCAUAUGCUAUUACUGGUCUAAUUGCUGCUUUAUAUAUUUGUCUUUGUUUUUUUGCUUAGAUUUUUGUCUUGUCAAUUUCCAGUACACCCGUUUCCCCGCUCUAAUUCUUUUGCUUAUUUCCGCACUCUUCCAGUUUUGCUGUCACUAACACCCCCAAGUAUUUAAAGUAAUCUACCCACUGAAAUUUAUUUUCACCUAAUUUUAUUUCAAUUAUUCUGUUUACAUCAUCUCUUGUACUUAUUAAUCAUUUUGUUUUAUUCUGAUUGAUUAUUAUUCCUCUGUUCUUUAUGACACAUUUACAUGUAUCUAGUAACUGGCACCAGUUUCACUGAUAUGCCAGUGCUUGACUAGGAUAGCGCUGGACAGCUGUUUACAUGUAUCCAGUCAUUGGUGCCAGUGCCACUGGCACUCUUAUUAAAAAUCCAAACACUGCCUAUGAAACUUUACUCUUCACAGGUACGCCAGGGUUUACACAUGUUUACAAUCAUUGGCGCGGGGUUAGAGGGAACGCAGACAAGGGCCACUGGCACAAAAAAUUGUCUACAUGAUGCCACUAACAUGCCAAUGCUGUCAUGCCAGUGCGACUGGCGCCAAUUACUGGAUACAUGUAAACCUGCCUUAACUCCUCUUAUCAACGUUAGAAGUAUUUUUUCUAGCUUUUGUUUGUCAAGCACUACCAAUGCUAGUUUGUAUAUUCUAUGAUUUGUGUUAAACUCUUUUUCAGCUCUUUGUUUCUUCUGGUAUCAUAUAUUGACUUGUGUUGAUCAGCCCUUCAUUGUCAUUCUAGUCAGUCUUAAUAACUUUGCCUGUACUUCCAUCCUUUUCAUCUCUUUUAAUAAUCCUUCUUUGUUCCCUAGUUUUGGGGGGAAGGGCAUUAGGGGUGGUGGACUAAAAUUGCGCUGACUCUUAUUUUUUAAUUACAAAGAAUGGAAAAAAAAUUAAUUCUGGCCGUGGGGGCAUUUUGCAUAUUUAUCUUAAUCUUUUUGUUUCAUUAUAUAUCCUUUUUGCAGCUUACUUUCAAAUUUUUGAGAUUAAAAUACAUAUCUGUAUAUAAAUUAUAUAAGUGAAAAAUGAAUUAUUCUGUAGAAUUUUAUAUUUUAUUUAGUUACAAAUUCUUGACAUGAAACUAUUUUUGAUUGAUUUUUUGUCUAUUGGGUAUUAAUGAAAAAUAUAAUGAAAACAUUACACAAUAAUUUAAUGUUUAGAUAUAAGAAAUAAUGUAUUUUGAAGGUUCUCUGCGUCAAGACUUUUGCAAUGAUUUUUCUACUACAUGUUGUACGUAACAUGAUUACCAGAAUAAUAAUUGUGAUGUCUGUCUAUUAGAUUUCAGUGUAAAUCUGUGCAUAAAUAAUGUCUAGUGUAUUAUUAGAAACUCGAUAAGUUUUUUAAAUGAUGUGUUGCAUUAUUUGUAUAACCAUACAUAUUAAAAGACUAUAUUUUAAAAA